Molecule: messenger RNA, 474 nt
Organism: Marasmius oreades (fairy-ring Marasmius)
Lineage: Eukaryota; Fungi; Basidiomycota; Agaricomycetes; Agaricales; Marasmiaceae
Exons: 2
Coding region: 1-474 (157 amino acids)
Source: RefSeq, a predicted model, not a curated record
AUGGAGAUGCGGAGACAGCUCAGCCCCGUGGCUGAGAAAAAACAUGCAGGCAUUGUUUCCGUUGUUUCUGCCACAUUGUUUCUGCCCCAAGUCGUUAAGCAGUCAACGAUGCCGCCCAGGUUCAAGGUCAAGGCUCCUAAACUCCCAUCUACCGCAAAACUGAACCGCGAAGCAAAGAAGAAGAAAUGGGCUGGCAUGUCUCCUCUAGGGACACCGUCAAACCCUCAGCCUCAACCUUCGGAGGAGCAAGAAGUCAUGAACAUGUCUACUUACUUCAAAGAAGAUGGUACUUGGGAGCAUAAUGAGCUUGAGCUGUCACCGAGAAAGAAAAAGCGGGUGAAGGUUCUUGAAGAUAUGGUAGAAGAGUGCAGAGAAACUGCUGAUUUUGCAGACGAGUUUGUAGAGGAUAGAUCAAUCAUGAAUGAUGACGGGAAUCCAGAAUGGGAAGACGAGCCAGACUCAGAAAACUGUUGA